This is a messenger RNA of Rotaria sp. Silwood1, 375 nucleotides long. The record is from the annotation of a GenBank genome assembly. NCBI's taxonomy places the organism in Eukaryota, Metazoa, Rotifera, Eurotatoria, Philodinida, Philodinidae.
AUGUCAAAUAGUAAAACUUCUGUUGGACGUUCUUUAAUUAAAAAACGUUUUCCUAAUCAACAUCGUGCUACAUCUGGUGAUGAAUGGGUACAUCAAAAACCUGAUUUCACUGCUAGUACAGAUUGGAAUCGACUUAAUCUACGAUCAAUAACUGAUCAAAAUUCAUUGGAUGAAUUUUUAACUACAGCUCAAUUAGCUGGCACAGAUUUUGCAGCAGAACGUUUAAAUGUAACAUUUGUACCAGCUGUAGCUAAAGUUGGAAUUUUAUCUAAUGAUGAUAAAGAACGUAUUCGACAAGUACAACAUUUACAUCGAGAUCGAUUACGUAUUCCACGAAGGCAAGAAAAAGCUUUUUAUUUUCGAAAAUCUAUAUGA